Messenger RNA from Loxodonta africana (African savanna elephant), 1744 nucleotides. Its product is annotated as aldo-keto reductase family 1 member C1-like. Gene Ontology annotation, cellular component: cytosol. The transcript has 9 exons. The record is from RefSeq and is a predicted model, not a curated record. The coding region runs from base 612 to 1583 and encodes 323 amino acids. Gene Ontology annotation, biological process: steroid metabolic process. Gene Ontology annotation, molecular function: aldose reductase (NADPH) activity; steroid dehydrogenase activity; ketosteroid monooxygenase activity. NCBI's taxonomy places the organism in Eukaryota, Metazoa, Chordata, Mammalia, Proboscidea, Elephantidae.
UGUAGAUAAAGAAAGCAGAAAGAACUUUGUAGAUGGGAAAAUUAAAAUGAUAAUUGUUCUUUUAAUUUCUGCUUUUGAUUCUUCACUGAGAGUGACAUUUUGAAAAUAGCUCAUGAAUCAUUUGUUUAAAUUGUGUGCAUGCAUGUGUAAUGGUGUGUGUGUGUGUGUGUGUGUGGUCUAAGAUAUUUAAAUGUUUCAAAUGGUGCAUGAUCAAGAAGGGGCAUAGCCAUCAGCAAAAAACAAAAGCGAGUUACUGUAUGGAGGUUUCUGGUCUAACAAUUGUCAGUACUUUUUCAGUGAAUAUAUUCUAAUAAUUUAAGAUAAUGUGUGGUAGAACUGAAGAGAAAACUUACUAACCUACGAUAUUAGUUUUUACAGAACAUUUAAAGAUUUACAUUACAAAGAAAUUAAGAAUUCCCUUUGGAAAAAAAAUUAUUCAAAUGUGAACAAUUCUGUUUGUACUCCGUGGAAUUCUCCUUUAACCUUGGCCACUCCUACACGCCUUUAGAUAAGAGUUGACCAGGGCAGUUGGAGUUUUGCCUUCCUGUUGCUCAUAUCUCUGGGGAAAGCAGAGGAAAGAAAACAGGCUGUGCUUAGGACAGUGACAGAAGAUGGAUCUCAAACGUCGUUGUCUGAAACUAAAUGAUGGCCAUUUCAUUCCUGUCCUGGGAUAUGGCACCUAUGCAUCAUCGGAGGCGCCUAAGGGUAAACCUGAGGAGGCAACCAAAUUAGCUAUUGAUGCUGGCUUUCGUCAUAUUGAUUCAGCUUAUGUGUAUGAUAAUGAAGAGGAAGUUGGACAAGCCAUCAGAAGCAAGAUUGCCGAUGGCAUUGUGAAAAGGGAAGACAUAUUCUACACUUCAAAGCUUUGGGCCACUUUCCUUCGACCAGAGUUGGUUCGGCCAGCCUUGGAAAAGUCACUGAAAAAGCUUCAGCUGGACUAUGUUGAUCUCUACAUUAUUCAUAACCCAAUGGCUCUCAAGCCCGGGGAGGAGAUACUACCAACAGAUGAACAUGGAAAAGUAAUGUUUGACACCGUGGAUCUCUGUGCCACAUGGGAGGCCCUGGAGAAGUGCAAGGAUGCAGGGUUGGUCAAGUCCAUUGGAGUGUCCAACUUUAACCGCAGGCAGCUGGAGAGGAUCCUGAAUAAGCCAGGGCUCAAGUAUAAGCCUGUCUGCAACCAGGUGGAAUGUCAUCCUUAUCUCAACCAGAGCAAACUUCUGGAUUUCUGCAAGUCAAAAGACAUUGUUCUGGUUGCCUACAGUGCUCUGGGAUCUACUCGAGAUAAAAGAUGGGUGGACCAGAGCUCCCCUGUUCUCUUGGAUGAUCCAGUUCUUGGUGCCCUGGCUAAAAAGCACAAGCGGACCCCAGCCCUGAUUGCCCUUCGCUACCAGCUUCAGCGUGGGGUCGUGGUCCUGGCCAAGAGUUGCAAUGAGAAGAGGAUCAAAGAGAACAUGCAGGUUUUUGAAUUCCAGUUGACUUCAGACGACAUGAAAGCCCUAGAUGGCCUAAACCGCAAUGUUCGCUAUUUUACUGCUGCGUAUGGUACUGGAAACCCUAAUUAUCCAUUUUCUGAAGAGUAUUAAAGAGGAGGGGUUUGUUGUGACUCCUUCCAGAAGACCCUGCAUGUGAAUAGGAUGCAGGAAACGUCUCAGAUGCUGGUGAUGAGAAAGAGCACCCCUGCUGGAAUCCAUGCAGCUUAGCAACGCACACUCAGCUGGAGUUGUGACAGUAGCUCAGCAAGGGA